GAAUGGGAGCUGGUGGUACUGGGGAAGUUGAAGUGGAACCUCGCAGCUGUCACCCCGCAUGAUUUCAUUGAACACAUCCUAAGGAAGCUGCCUCUACCUAAAGACAAGUUGCUUUUGAUCCGGAAGCAUGCACAAACGUUCAUUGCCCUUUGUGCCACAGAUUUUAACUUUGCCAUGUACCCACCGUCAAUGAUAGCAACUGGAAGUGUGGGAGCAGCCAUCUGUGGCCUUCAGCUCGAUGACGGGGACAGCCUCACGGACCUCCUGGCCAAGAUCACAAACACAGAUGUGGACUGCCUUAAAGCUUGUCAAGAACAGAUCGAGGCGGUGCUAGUAAACAGCCUUAGGCAAGUCCGGCAGCAGCAACAGCAAAGCAAUCCUUCUAAGACGGUGGACGAACUGGACCAGGCCAGCACUCCCACAGAUGUGAGAGAUAUCAACCUGUGAGGACAUCGGCACGGAGAGUCACGCUUGCUUCCCUCAGCCCUUUUAUUUUUGUUAUUAUUUUUAGAGUGAAAUCUUUUUUUUUUUUUUAUCUGCUCCCACAUAGAACAUAUUUAAAGCUCUUUUAGGUUAAAAAAAAUACAAAAACUGAUUAAUGAAAAAAAAAAAAAAAGCAUUUGGUGCCUGUGAUGUUCUACAGAAGGGAAUCCCACAAUAUAUUUGGUAAUUGCUAUUUGAUUAUGUAUCAGUGAUAUUAAGUGCUUAUAAAAGCAUACAAAGUAGCUAGAUAAAUGUAAGCCUGCGUUUGUGGGAACAAAGUAGAGUAUACUUGUCUGUGUAUUAUGACCUAGUGCAUACACCCCUUUUUUAUAUUUAAGAAAGGAAUCGUGUGUGCGAUUUUAUGGCUUGACUAGAUUGCAAAGCAAUAGAAUAAGGGGUUUAGGGCAAAGUGGGAAAAGAUCCCUGAAGCAAUUGAACCAUUUUGAAUGCAGAAGAGAUUUGCUGAUCUGUCACCUCUGUUAUUAGUCAGAAGUGUUUGUUGGAUCUCUGUAUGUUAGUUUUGUUUACUCUUGCUGUCUGUGGUAGCUGCUACCU
This is a messenger RNA of Antrostomus carolinensis (chuck-will's-widow), 1038 nucleotides long. It is a transcript of the gene CCND2, whose product is annotated as cyclin D2. The transcript is spliced from 3 exons. The record is from RefSeq and is a predicted model, not a curated record. NCBI's taxonomy places the organism in Eukaryota, Metazoa, Chordata, Aves, Caprimulgiformes, Caprimulgidae. The annotation marks the transcript as partial.